Lodderomyces parapsilosis is the source of this 2133-nucleotide messenger RNA. RefSeq names its product translation initiation factor eIF3 subunit b (gene PRT1). Gene Ontology annotation, molecular function: RNA binding; translation initiation factor binding; translation initiation factor activity. Bases 1 to 2133 code for a protein of 710 amino acids. NCBI's taxonomy places the organism in Eukaryota, Fungi, Ascomycota, Pichiomycetes, Serinales, Debaryomycetaceae. The record is from RefSeq and is a predicted model, not a curated record. Gene Ontology annotation, biological process: translational initiation. The transcript has a single exon. Gene Ontology annotation, cellular component: eukaryotic translation initiation factor 3 complex.
AUGUCAAUAAACGAAGAAGAAUAUUUGCAGUUGGAGAAAGAAAUCAAUAUAGAUGAUAUCGAUUUUUCGGAUUUGGAGGAAAAAUACGAAGCUGAUGUUGGGUUGGACAAUUAUAUUAUUGUUGAUGGUGCUCCUGUUGCACCAGAAUCUAAAGUACCAGUUUUAACCAAGGUUCUCAAAAAGUUGUUCAGUACCGUGGGAGAGAUAGUUGACGGGGAUGAGGGUCUUUAUAUGCCAUUAGCAGAUGGUAAAUCCAAGGGGUAUUUAUUCAUUCAAUACAAGACACCACAAGAAGCUGAUUCAGCCAUUAAGAAAUUGCAUGGUAAGAAAUUGGAUCAAAAUCAUAGGUUGUUGGUGAACAAAUUCUCAGACAUUGAAAAAUAUGGCUCAGCUAGUGGUGAAUUCAAAGAACCUGAAGUUGAGCCAUUCAAAUCACACGGUUAUUUACAUGAUUGGUUACAAGAUAAACAAGGAAGAGAUCAAGUUGUGACUCACUUUGGAGAAACCGUUGGAAUCAAUUGGAGUAAGAAGGCCAGUGAUCCCGAACCCGUUGUUGAGUCAAGAAGAGGAUUCACAUCCAAGUAUGCCAAGUUUUCUCCCAAGGGUACUUAUCUUUUCUCAAUCCACCCACAAGGUGUUCAAUCAUGGGGUGGUACAGAUUUUCACAGCGUCAGGAGAUUUUUCCACAACCAGGUGAGACUUAUAGAUUUUUCUCCAAAUGAAAAAUACAUGGUGACAUUGUCUCCUGUCCCAAUUUCAUUGCCCGAUUCUGCUGCUGAGAGGCAACAGUUCCCAUUUGGUCCUGAAAGUGAAGGUCAUAAAUUGGUUAUCUGGGAUUUGAUUACUGGCGAACCUGUUAGAACGUUUGCGUUACCACCUCAUCUUGAGCACCAAAAGGAAAUGCCAUGGCCAUUGGUGAAGUGGUCGUUCGAUGACAAGUAUUGUGCUCGUCAAGGGCCCGAUGCGUUGGCUAUUUAUGAAACUCCAAGCUUCCAAUUGUUGGAGAAGAAAUUGGUCAAAAUUGAUGGUAUUCAAGACUUUGAAUGGGCGCCAGCGGGAGUUAGAUUACACAAUAACAAGGGCUCAGAAUUGGAACAUAUAUUGUCAUACUGGACACCGGAAAGUACUAAUCAAACUGCAAGAGUUGCAGUGAUGCAGAUUCCUAGCAGACAAGUUUUGCGUACUGUUAAUCUUUUUCAAGUCAGUGACUGUAAAAUGCACUGGCAAAGUGAGGGUAAACUUUUAUGUGUCAAGGUUGAUAGACACACCAAAUCAGGAAAAACUACAUUUUCUAACCUUGAUUUUUUCAAAUUGGGUGAAAAAGAUGUACCAGUUGAGAAACUUGAAUUGAAGGAUGUUAUUGUUAAUUUUGGCUGGGAACCAAACAGUGAAAGGUUUAUUACCAUCAGUCGUUUGGAUGACGGUGAUCCGAAUCCAGCCAUCCCAAAAAACAGUAUUACUUUCUAUGCUCUGGAAGUAACCAAGGGUAAGAAUGCAAGCUCAAAAUACAAGGCGUACAAAAUUAUUGACAACAAACACUCAAAUACCAUUGCAUGGUCACCAAAGGGUAGAUAUGCUGUUGUUGCCACCAUUUCUCGUUCUUCAGGUGAGCUUGAAUUUUUUGAUGUAUCUUUCGAGGAUGAAAACACUAAAAAGGGCGCACCAGCAAAUGUCAAGUUGCUCAAGUCCGAUCAGUAUGCUGGAAUGACAAACAUUGCAUGGGAUCCUUCUGGUAGAUUCGUUGCUGCAUGGUCGUCUUCUUGGUUGCAUGCCAUUGAUAAUGGAUACAGAUUGUAUGAGUUUACUGGUAAAUUGUUGAGGGAUGAAUCUAUUGAUUUGUUCAAAGAGUUUAUUUGGAGACCCCGCCCUGAAAGUUUGUUGUCGAGUGCCGACAAGAAGAAGGUUCGUUCCAACUUGCGUGAGUACUCAGCUCAAUUUGAAGAAAUUGAUGCUAUGGAAGCUGACGCAGCCGUCAAAGAAGCAAUUUUGGCUAGAAGAAAGGCAUUGGAAGAGUGGAGAGCAUACAGAGCUAAGCAUGCCAAUAAAAAGGCCCAAGCAAGUGAAGUCAAGGCGGAAACAAUAGAAGAGAUCAAAGAGGAGAUUAUUGAAGAAAAGGAAGAAGUUGUUGAGUAA